Molecule: messenger RNA, 4213 nt
Organism: Plodia interpunctella (Indianmeal moth)
Lineage: Eukaryota; Metazoa; Arthropoda; Insecta; Lepidoptera; Pyralidae
Exons: 4
Coding region: 677-3544 (955 amino acids)
Source: RefSeq, a predicted model, not a curated record
AGGCUAUUAGAACCUUCAAUUCCUGAAAAUCAUGUAAUUUGUAAAGCCUACUCCUCAGUAACAGGUGGUCAGAAAAAGUCAAAAAAAAUAUAUGUGGAACAUCUGUUCAAGUACUAAAUUUGGUACAUUUAUUUUUCCUCUAUGUCAUUAUAGUACAUAUUUAAAAAGAAACUACGAGACCUCGAUUUUUUGUUUGACUUCCCUACUGUUCCUAAACGGCUACGAUAUCCGUAAAUAUUUUUACAUUAAUCAAAUUAAAAUCUUUUGUUCUUUUAAUGGUACAUAUAUUUUGCAAAUCGAACAAUAUUUUCUUUUCUAAUAUAUCGAUUUAUAGAAAUUUCGUGCAACGUGGUCUGCGCGGGAGGUGGCGCGGGUGCGGGCGGCAGUCUGCUGCUGGCAUUGAGACGAGGAGGUUGUGUCGCUCGGUGCCAAAUUUGCCAAAGGCGAUAAAGCUUGUUUACUCUUUGCACGUGUGCGUUGAAACAAUACAUUUUUGUAAGAGUGUGACUAGAGAGUAGUGAUGUGAUCUGCGCGUGGACGCUAAAUGUACCUACCCAUGUGGUGUUUUUUUUACUUUUAUGAACCUUAUAUUUUUAACUGAUUGUUUAUUUUAUUGUUACGUGCUUAUAGACACUUGAUGUAUUUAAUUGUUUAAACUGCUAAGUAUAGUAUCAAAAUGCCUCGAAAAAGUCAAUCGAAGAAAAAACGGGCGGAGAAAGCAUUGAAAAUGCACACAGUUAUACGAGCAAGAAAAAAAGUAUCCGCAACGGAAGACAACGACAAUGAUUGCAGUAAAAUUUCACUAAACAUACUUAAAGACUCGAUUCAGACAGAAACGUCUUCAGAACCAGUCCAGUCUCCAAGUGUCUCACAAGUUCAAGAUCCAAUACCUACACAAGACUCGGUUGAACACCUAACGAUUGAAAUUUCCUCACCACAAAAAUUACCAAGCUCAUUCGUUGAUGGUCGGCGUAUAAUUGAUAUUUGUUAUUUCUAUACACGAUUGCAAGACAUUUCUGAACAUGGUUCUAUGAAUUGUGGCUUAGGUUGUGUUGAAAUUGUAGGAGAACGGCAAGUUGGACUAAAUUCUAAAUUUACGUUGAAGUGUAAAAUGUGCAAUGAAAGUUUUUACUUGGAAAAUAAUCCUCCAGGAGAAAUAAAUAUAAACAGCUGCGCAGUUGCAGGAACAAUAGCUAUAGGUUGCGGACACUCCCAACUUCAGGAACUUUCUGCAGCUUUAAAUUUACCUAUAAUUACACCAAAAACAUAUAAAGCAUGCCAUUGCAAGUUAACAACGUAUUGGGAAAAAGUUUCCAUAGAAUCCAUGAAUGCAGCAGCACAAAAAGAAAGAAAUAUGGCUUUGGCUGAAGGACGAGUGGAUAAAAACGGUAUCCCAAUAAUUGAUGUGAUUGUAGAUGGAUGCUGGUGUAAAAGAACAUAUAAAAAAAAUUACUCAGCAUUGUCCGGAGCUGCUGCUAUAAUCGGCAGAAAGUCUGGAGAGGUGUUGUUUUUAGGCGUGAAAAAUAAAUAUUGCUCCAUAUGUGCACAGGCAGAAAAAUCGAAUAAAGUAGCAAAACAACACAAAUGCUACAAGAAUUAUAACGGCCCGUCUACAGCCAUGGAAUCCACAAUCCUGGUUGAAGGUUUCAAGUGCUCCAUAGAGAUGCAUAACUUGAUUUACGGAAGAAUGGUAUCAGAUGGGGAUUCCAGUACACAUGCACAUCUGUUAAAAAAUCGACCAUAUUCUCAUAUAACUAUUGAAAAAAUCGAGUGCCGCAAUCACCUACUUCGAAACCUUUGCAACAAACUGACAGCUUUGCAAACUGAUACAAAGUUUAUAUUAAAACAUCGCAAAGUGAUAACUCAAAAAAAAAUUAUGAUCCUGAGAAAAACUGUUCGAACAAUCAUAAAGACACAUAAAGCGGAUUCAGAAUCGGAGCGAAGAUGUAACAUUGAAUUAUUGUACAAUGACCUACUUUUGGCCCAUUUACAUGCCUUCGAUGACCAUAGCAGAUGUAAGCCCAUUUUCUGUAACGUUGGCGACUGUGAACCACAAUCUACAGAAUUUUACACUUGCACACUUUGGUCCAGAAUUUGUACGUUGAUGUCCAAUCUUGCAUCACACGCCCCCAGCUUGAUUCACGAUAUUGACAGCAAUACGGUUGAACGAUAUAAUAGUAUAGUAGCAAAGCUAGUAGGAGGAAAACGUAUAAAUUUCAGCAAACGGGGCUCAUAUCAGACAAGGUGUCACGCUUCUGUUGUGUCAUUUAACACUCACAAAGUGAUAUCCUCAGUCUACAAAUCCAUGACAGGUCGCAGUCCUCGGGGGAGUAUUAAAAAAUUAGAAACCAAUAGAAUGAAAAGAGCAAUGCUGAUGAGAAAAUUUUCAAGAAAGAAAAAUAGGAUGCUUUUCGCCAAGGGAGAAGACAGAAACUACGGAGAUAAAUGCGAAAAGCCAGAUAUGCCCUCAGAUAUAUUUGAAAAAGAGAAAGAUACGUUUUUACAGACUUUAGUCAAAACAAAAGAAGAAAAACAAAAAAUAGAAAGAGAUACUGUACUGCAGAGCUCUUGUAGCGAAUGGUUAGAAUUACGGCGCAAAUUAUUGACUGCGUCCAAUUUCGGAAAAGUUAUAAAGAGGCGCAAUGAUGUUAGCUGUCACAAUAUUGUCAAAGACAUCAUUUAUAAAGGGUCUUUAUCACACAUUACAUCCAUAAAACACGGAAAAGACAACGAACAGACGGCGUUACGACAAUUAGAGGUUCAAGAAAAUAUAAAAAUAAAGUCUUGUGGUCUUUAUAUAGACGAGGAAUAUCAUUUUCUUGGAGCUACACCCGAUGGUGUGAUUGACAACAAAACAAUUGUUGAAAUUAAAUGUCCCUUGAGUGCCUAUCAAAAAGACAUUAAAACAGUUGUCAAAAGUAAUAAGCUCCCGUUUUAUAAAUUAAGCAAUGAAGAUAAAUUAAUUAUAAAUAAAACCCACAACUGGUACUAUCAGGUGCAAGGGCAAUUGCACAUAACAAAGAAAACAAAAUGUUUAUUUGCAAUUUGGACAGGGGAUGACAAUAAACUAAAAACAGAGAUUAUUUUGAAAGAUGAUGAAUUUUGGUUGAAUGUGAUGAAAGAAAAAUUGAUAACUUUUUACACAGAGUGCAUGCUGCCAGAAUUAGUUGAUCCAAGGAUCCCACGAAAUAUGAAAAUCCGGGAUCCUGUUUAUAUACAGGAAGCAAUCGACAAUAAAGCGGCAAAAAUUAAACCGAACGAAAAAGAAAAUCAAAAGAAAAGUAAUAAAAAUACAGAUGCUGAAAAAACGAAACCAUUAAAAAGAAAGUGUGAAAAUAAACAAACAAGCGUAAACCAUGCGGGUAAUAUUGAAACUGAAGCCACAGAAGUACAAAAUAAAAAGCAGAAGAUUGAAGAAAAUCUUAAUACUGAACAUGACCCAUGUGAUCACGAUCAAAGUUUACCAGUUCCUAAUACUAAUUAUUUAUGGUUCGAUAGCGAUACAAGUGAUGUUGUGAGAAAAUUAAACUUUACUGAAUUUUAAUUAGCGAGUUUCAUUCAAAAUAUCCCAGCAUCUCUAGUAUACUAAAUAAAAGUGCUAAUGCAGGCAGGUAGGCAAGGUAUUACAUAUAGGGUAUAUUAAUUACUUUGUGGUUAUACCUACCAUAUAAUUAUGCUUUAUAGCAAAUAAAAAUUAUAUGAGAUGAACUUAUAUUUUAUAUCAAGUAAAACAUAUACCAAAUGAUCAUUAUGCCUCUUUACAAUAUUAAAUAUGUAAAUUCCAAAUAAAAAAUAUAUCAUAGGAGCGGUAUGUCAAUUACAAAUUAAUUUUUUGUUAUUAUUUCUAGUGAUACCCAUCCCAAAAAACUGAUAUUUAUUUAUCGUAAAAGUUCGAAAUGAGACGCACAUAUUUUUUGUUAUUAUUUCUAGUGAUACCCAUCCCAAAAAACUGAUAUUUAUUUAUCGUAAAAGUUCGAAAUGAGACGCACCCCAAAUAAAUGCUAUGGCGGCAAUGAAACUAUUUAAACUUUCAAUAUUUAGACACCGACAUCUAACAGACGACAUCUAUCAACUCAAGUAAUAGGCAGUAAUGUGUAGAACGCGCUUCUGUUCUUUCUGCGGCCGUGUAUUCUUUGAGCGGUGUUUUCGUGCGGGGAAGGCGGCGGUGCGCGGGAAGUGUGGGCUCAAAUGUCCAAGGCCAUUGAGGACUCUA